Messenger RNA from Seminavis robusta, 1107 nucleotides. The record is from the annotation of a GenBank genome assembly. Lineage: Eukaryota; Bacillariophyta; Bacillariophyceae; Naviculales; Naviculaceae.
AUGCUUCUGGGUGCAUUUGCAGAAGCAAACUCAGAUGUGAUCCAUUUGGAUUACAAAGGUUGCGUUUUGAAAGCACUUGUUGAGUACAUAGUAACAAAUUCACCUGGAGUGCUUCGAAGCGAAGGAGAUGGAACUGAUGAAGGCGACUUUGUUUCACUAAUUGCUGCCGCCAUGUUUUUCGAGCUUCCGGAUUUGUGUGAGAAGGUUUUCAAUCACAUAUCUCAUGUUCUGUCUAAGAACCAUUCAUCAUUGAUUGCCAUUUUGGAAGCAUGCCAGCAAGAAGGCCCAGCAGUUCCAGCUCAGCUGAAAGAAUUAGCUGUCUCAUGUCUUGUCUUGAAUAUGGAUGCCUUUGACAUGACUGCUAUUUCACUGCUGAGUGCUGACUCUCUGGAAGAACUUCUCAAGUGUGAUACUGUUCACAUUAGUGAAUUCAGGUUCUUUGAGCUUGUUUCACAUUGGGCCAAUCAGAACCAGGAAUACCAUGGUUGUAUGGUUGCUGGCGUCAAGUCAUCUGGUUUAGUGCCACCAGAACGUCUCUUGGAAGCCUUCGAAAAGCAAUCUAUGACGUCAAAGGAGCAACAUAGUGUGGUCUUCAACAGAGCCCGUGGACCUGUUGUCUGGAAAAACUCGCUGACAACUGAAUCCAGCAUGCCCAAACAUGUGACUGCAUCAGGGGCAUCUGAUUUCCUUGAAUAUCCUCCAAUUUCAUGUGGUAGGCAUGAAUGGACUCUUGAUGUUGUUGAGAAGAGCCAAGGCGAUUGGAUAGGAAUGGCCAUUGGAAACACUUGCCAGCUGGAAUGGCUUGGGAAUCAAGAGGGUGGAUGGGCUUUAGGUGUUGAUGGAAGGGCAUGCCAUAAUAAGAAGACACUGUCCAAAGGCCAUCCAAGGUUCAAACAAGGAUCAAGAGUUACCUUGACAUUGAAUUUGCUGCCAAAUGAGGAGAGGAAUGGGACACUCUGCGCAUCCAUAGAUGAUGGUAAGCCUUUCAUUGUCUUUGAAAAUCUUCGAGAUGAGCUACAUAGUGGGAAUGGAGGCUUUGUGCCAGCUGUAUGGCACUUCUCCGGGGUCAAACUUCGCCUUGUUCAAAUCAAACAACUAGAAGAUUGA